Lagopus muta (rock ptarmigan) is the source of this 4009-nucleotide messenger RNA. RefSeq names its product mediator complex subunit 17 (gene MED17). The transcript is spliced from 12 exons. Gene Ontology annotation, cellular component: core mediator complex; mediator complex. Gene Ontology annotation, molecular function: transcription coregulator activity. The record is from RefSeq and is a predicted model, not a curated record. The coding region runs from base 47 to 1978 and encodes 643 amino acids. Gene Ontology annotation, biological process: regulation of transcription by RNA polymerase II. Lineage: Eukaryota; Metazoa; Chordata; Aves; Galliformes; Phasianidae.
CGCGGCUCCGCCCGGCACCCGUAGGAGGCGAGGAGGGCGCGCCAAGAUGGCGGGAGUGCCGGCGGUGCGCAUCAGCAUCGAGUCGGCGUGCGAGAAACAGGUGCAGGAGGUGGGGCUGGAUGGCAGCGAGACCUACCUGCAGCCCCUCUCCAUGUCCCAGAACCUGGCGCGCCUGGCUCAGCGCAUCGACUUCAGCCAGGGCUCCGGCUCCGAGGAGGACGAGCCGGGCUCGGCGGGCCGCGCCUGGGCCGAGCCGAGCGAGGCGGAGGAUGAGGAAGGGUUGGUGAAGUUUCAGCCGUCCCUCUGGCCUUGGGACUCAGUGAGAAACAACUUAAGAAGUGCCCUGACUGAAAUGUGUGUGCUGUAUGAUGUCCUCAGCAUAGUUAAGGAUAAAAAGUUCAUGACUCUGGAUCCAGUGGUGCAGGAUCCUCCUCCUGCCAAGCAGAAUCCUCAGUUUCUACAGCUGAUUUCAAAAAAGAAGUCAUUAGCAGGUGCAGCUCAGAUCCUGCUAAAAGGAGCAGAAAGAUUAUCCAAAUCAGUUGCAGAAAACCAGGAAAAUAAGCGACAAAGAGACUUCAACUCAGAACUACUGAGACUGAGACAGCACUGGAAGCUGAGAAAAGUGGGAGACAAAAUUCUUGGUGAUCUGAGCUACAGAAGUGCAGGCUCCCUUUUCCUUCAUCAUGGCACGUUUGAGGUGAUUAAAAACACUGACAUUGACCUGGAUAAAAAGAUACCUGAGGAUUACUGUCCUUUGGAUGUUCAAAUCCCAAGUGAUUUAGAGGGAUCAGCCUAUAUAAAGGUUUCUAUUCAGAAACAAGCUCCAGACAUUGGUGACCUUGGGACAGUCAAUCUCUUUAAAAGACCCAUGCCAAAAUCAAAACCAGGUACCCCGCACUGGCAGACAAAACUGGAGACUGCACAGAAUGUUCUCCUGUGUAAAGAAAUCUUUGCCCAGCUGUCACGAGAAGCUGUUCAAAUUAAGUCACAAAUUCCUCACAUUGUUGUGAAAAAUCAGAUCAUCUCUCAGCCUUUCCCAGGUUUGCAGUUGUCUAUUUCUCUGUGUCACUCUUCCAAUGACAAAAAAUCACAGAAGUCUGCUUCGGAAAAACAGAAUCCUGAGGAUCAUCUCUAUGUUCUGGAACAUAAUUUGCAUCAACUUAUCAGAGAGUGUCACAAGCAAACUUUGAGCUCCACAGUGAUGCCACAUCCAGCAAGCGCCCCUUUUGGCCACAAGAGAAUGAGGCUGGCAGGGCCACAGGCUUUUGAUAAAAAUGAAAUCAGUUCUUUGCAGUCAAACGAAGGACUUCUGGAAAAGAUCAUAAAACAGGCAAAACACAUCUUUCUGAGGCGCAGAACUGCUCGAACCAUUGACAGUCUGGCUAGUCGUAUAGAGGAUCCUCAGAUUCAGGCCCACUGGUCAAAUAUAAAUGAUGUUUAUGAAUCCAGUGUUAAAGUUCUAAUAACUUCUCAAGGGUAUGAACAGAUAUGCAAAUCCAUUCAACUACAGCUCAACAUUGGAGUUGAACAAAUCAGAGUAGUGCACAGAGAUGGAAGAGUUAUUACACUGUCUCAUCAAGAGCAAGAGCUGCAGGAUUUCCUUUUAUCUCAGAUGUCGCAGCACCAAGUCCAUGCAGUUCAGCAGCUUGCAAAAGUUAUGGGAUGGCACGUGCUGAGCUUCAGCAACCACGUUGGCCUGGGGCCAGUGGAGAGUAUUGGCAAUGCAUCUGCAAUAACUGUAGCAUCGCCAAAUGGAGACUAUGCCAUUUCAGUACGUAAUGGUCCUGAAAGUGGCAGCAAAGUUAUGGUUCAGUUUCCACGGAGUCAGUGCAAAGAUCUCCCCAAGGGCGACGUGCUGCAGGACAACAAGUGGAACCAUCUUCGAGGGCCCUUCAAGGAAGUCCAGUGGAAUAAAAUGGAAGGGCGCAACUUUGUGUAUAAAAUGGAGCUGCUCAUGGCAGCCCUGACUCCAUGCUGAUCAUCUCUCAGUCUCCUCGUGGGGGCUUUGAGUCGUUGCUGCGCUGCCUGUGCAACAAAGGAUGAUUCAGCCUGUGGGGCUACACAAGAAAACAAAACCACAUUUAUUUCCUGUACAGAUGCAUCUGUUGUAGGGUUUAUAAUAAAGCAUUAUCAAUGAUGUGCAAUACAGCUUUUUCCAAGAGUUCCUUUCAGCUGUAUCUCUGCAGGCUGCUCUACCUAGACCAACAUUCCUAAGUGAUUACUGUAUUUUUCUUCUAUAAAAUGAAAUUCAAGAGUCCUUUGCCUUACGAGAGGUGCCUGCUCAAAAUGAUACCCUUUCCUUCCCAGCCUCUGGUUUUUCCUGAACAGAUUUUUAUAAACGUUUCUGAUAAAAAGAAAAUUCUGACAUUUAAGCUGAUAAACCUUUUAGUGGCUGAUAUCCUGAGGAAAGUACCAUUGCUUAAAAUUCAAGUUACAAGUCUUCAGUGUGUGAUGUUCUUGGCUUGGGGUUGAGGGAAUACCUCUGCACUGCAUUGGUGCGGCUCUGGGUCACGCACUGAAUCUCUUGUGGAGAGGCACAGUGGUGUUGAGGGUUGUACAGUCACAGCUUGUGACGUGGCUGUAGGUGACUUUAUGCAGUAUUUGUUACUGCAUAAUUUCUGUUGUUUGCAAGCUUGUCGAGGAAAUGAUCUUUACGUCUAAAAUUCUCCUGCCAGUUUGAAUUUUUGUGUAACUUUUUUGUGUAAAUUCAUGUCUAGAAAGAACAGACUGGGAAGAGGAAGAGCAGGUAACUCACGUAAUAAGCCUUGGAUCUCCAUAGUCAUCCUGUUCUUUGUUUUCUGCCCUGGCAUUUGCUGCCAUUCAGAAAAAUGAUAGUUUUCUCUUAGAGGUCAGCUCCCUUGAGGUCUUCAAGAGGUAAUUUUGUUUGUUUCUCCUUCUUUGUUGUAAUUAUAGCUGCCUUGAUAUUUCUACUAAAGUUUUGCCCAGUUUUCCUUUUGCUUUGUCAUUAAUGGCUAAAGGUCUCUUUGAAACUGGUCUGUGUAAGCUGGUUAAGAUUUUCAUCCACAUUGUGUUACAAGGUGUGUAUAUACAUACAUACACAGAAAAGAACUUUUUGCACAUAGAACAUGCUUGAAUUAAACACUGUCCUUCUGUAGUGACAGUUGUUCUUUUGCUACGUUCUUGAGCAAUAUGGAAUAGCUGUUAGAAAUACCUAUUAAGCAACUGUUUUUGGCAAGCUGCUGUUCAGUGUGUAUCCAAAGCAGCUAUUAUACUGUGUUGAAAUUUUCCAUUGUGGAACAUACUGUUAUUUCAGUUCCUUGAAGUUCUUACUUAUGUGGCAGAGAAAGGCAUUUCUCAUAAGGUGUCUUGGAUAAUUCAUGAAAUUGAAAAAAUAAUGGUUGAAAAUAGCACACAGGUCUCUUGAUCAUCUUGGGGUGGGUGAGUCUUACACAACUGCCUGUUCCCAUAUUGCUUGGCUAGCAGGUUUUGCUCCUUACUGAACAGGGGGUGGCAGUGCAGCUCCCAGCACGUUGUGCACCUGACACAGCACAAAAAUCUCACCCAAAAUCAGAUGUAUGUAUGAAAAAUUAAUUAAAUGGAUCUGUGUACCUCACUGUUUUCAACCUCAACUGACAAGUCUGCAUGGAGCAGCAGCCUUUUUGUCAAAGAAGCACUUGGUUACCAAAUAAUCACUUUGGAGUUAUUAAGUUGUCACGCUUGCAGGAUUUGUUUCCUUCUGGAGGAAAAAGAAGGAUGCAGGGGGAUCAUUUAUCUUGUUUCAGAAGUGCAUGGAUGUGAUGGGCACAGAAAGUUGUUUAGACUUUCAGGCCUAGCUGUUAGUAAAAACUAGGAGCAGGAGCCUGCAGAGUGCCUUUCACAAAAGGAAUAUUCAAUACUGAUGGAAAACAGGCUGGUAUGACCUCUAAAUUGAGACACGAAGUUGGAGCUCUUAGCAGUAUGCCUUUAAGCACAAGCUGGGUACGUUUAGAGAGCACUAAGACCUUUACACUUGAUUACGAAAGCAGUUUUGUGAACUUGGACAUCUCUU